CCACUCGGCCUGCUCUGCCCCUCGCUGCCUCCGCCUCCUCCUCUCGCGCCAUGAAGCUGAUUAUCGCCGCAGUGGUGAUGGGCGUCGCUCUGGCCCAGGACACCCCAUCGCUAGACGAACGCCCACUCGUGGCCAUCGUCCACAACGCCCAGAGCGGCCCGGAUGAGACGGGUGUCCACAGCUCUGACUUCGAGGCCGAGAACGGCAUUCGGUUCCAGUUCUCGGGAUCGCAGAGCAUCGACGGAGGAGCAAACAUGGUCGGCGCCUACAGCUACCCUAUGGAGGACGGCACCCUGGCGGAGGUAACCUUCGUGGCCGACGAGAACGGCUACCAGCCCGAGUCCUCGCUGCUGCCCGUGGCCCCCGCCUUCCCCCACCCCAUCCCCGAGUUCGUCCUUAAGCAGAUCGAGUUCGCUCGCCAGCAGGAGGAGGCCGAGGCUCGGGGCGAGACUGUGCGCCGUCAGGACAUCGGCCAGACUCAGAGCCAAGGAAACUGAGGCAUCUUCCGGAGGAUGCAUCUCCCUCCUCCUCGGUGCUUCCCGCGGCGACCCCGCGCUCGAGUGUUAUUUAUGAUGUGCUUGGUAUUUAUCGUGUGUUCUGCGCUACUCAUGUACGGUUAACGCU
This is a messenger RNA of Penaeus monodon (black tiger shrimp), 624 nucleotides long. RefSeq names its product cuticle protein AMP4-like. Gene Ontology annotation, molecular function: structural constituent of chitin-based larval cuticle. The record is from RefSeq and is a predicted model, not a curated record. Bases 51 to 497 code for a protein of 148 amino acids. Gene Ontology annotation, cellular component: chitin-based extracellular matrix. The transcript is spliced from 3 exons. Lineage: Eukaryota; Metazoa; Arthropoda; Malacostraca; Decapoda; Penaeidae.